GUUUUCGGAUCUCGUGGCCCGUCAGUGCAGCGCUCAGUUCAUCGCGAAUCUUCACAAAUCAAAAGAUCGAAUCAUUAAAUCACUGAUCGAUAUUACAGCAGUAAUGCGUGCGCAUCAGUGUGUUAGUGUACUUUAAACACAUCUGCAGUUUCAUUUAGUGUGUGUCAUUUGGGUCACGUGAUGGCGUCGGGUUCGGAGGCGGUCCACUACAUCCACCUUCAUAACUCCAGUCAGUCGGUGCUGGAAGCGUUGAGAUCUCAGCGACGCAAAGGUCUGUUCUGUGACGUCACCGUACGCAUCCAUGACGCGUCGCUGCGGGCGCAUGCCUGCGUGUUGGCGGCGGGCAGCCCGUUCUUCCAGGACAAGCUGCUGCUGGGUCACUCGGAGAUCUCGGUUCCGCCGCUGGUUCCGGCUGAGACGGUGAAGCAGCUGGUGGACUUCAUGUACAGCGGCUCGCUGGUGGUGCUGCACUCGCAGGCGCUCUGCAUCCUCACAGCCGCAUCCAUCCUGCAGAUCAAGACCGUCAUCGACGAGUGCACGCAGAUCAUCUCGCAACGACGCGCAGCUGCUGCUGCCGCCGGAGGGGUGGGGCCUCUGGGGGGCGCUCUGCCCAAGCAGGAGGAGGGUUGCGACGGGAAAGAGCAUGAGAGUGCGCCGCUGCAGGGCUUUGUUUACGGCAUGCCGGGUGAUUGCGCAUCUGCGGCGGAAAUGGCGGCCGCACUAAGCGGUGGGGCACAGGGGGAGGGUGGGGGCGUGGGCCCGCUGAUGCCCCUCCCCGAGUUAGGCGGGGCUGGGCUGUGUCAAGGGGAGGGUAUGGGUGUGGCAGGGGGUGGGGCCAUGCUGAAGCCGACCAGCUGUGCGCAGGAAAUCAACUACAUGUUGAAUCCGAGCUCGGAACGCAGUGCAAAUGUCGCCGCCGCAAACGAGCGAGCUCAGAUCGCCUCUCCCCCCGGGAUGGCCCGCGGCGGGGGGGUGGAGUACAGCGGCAGGGGGGAGGAGCUCGUGGGGGGCGUGGACAGAUUCAGUGAAGAGGACGAGCGAGAGGGAGAGAGAGAGACAGACAGAGAGAGAGCUGCAGCGCACACACGCAAACAGAGACAACCGCUCAGACUUCAGGUGUUGGGGGGGGAGGAGGUGGUGGUGAAGAAUGAGGGUGUGCAGGAAGGGGAGAGGCUGUUUGAGAUGGACGAGAGAGGGAACGCAUCACACCAGCACACCUACGGACAGGGCGGGUUUUAUGAGGAGUCCGGUGUGUUCUCUAGUGGUUUUUGGUCUCAGGCAGAUCCGCAGGCGUCUCUGGGUUCAAACUCUCGCGGUCGAGUCAACAAACCGCUCUCGCCCCCGCCGACAACACAGAGCCUCAGCAACCAGAUGCUUUUCCAGUUUCCUGCCAGCGAAUCACAGCCCUCCUUCUAUGUGGGCGGGCCAAUGGUGAUUGACAACAUGUCUGAUUCGUGUCAGCAGGCCCCGCCCCCUGCCCCGCUGACCCCAGCUCCACCCCCCUCCACCCCAGCAUGCGUUGCGGGUCCGAGUUUUGCCCCGCAGGCAUCCGAGUCGUUCGACUGCAGCCACUGCGGAAAAUCACUGCGCUCGCGCAAGAACUACAGCAAACACAUGUUCAUCCACUCCGGUCAGAAGCCGCAUCAGUGCAGCAUCUGCUGGCGCUCGUUCUCUCUGCGCGACUAUCUGCUCAAGCACAUGGUGGUGCACACGGGCGUGCGAGCGUUUCAGUGCUCCGUCUGCAGCAAACGCUUCACGCAGAAGAGCUCGCUCAACGUGCACAUGCGCACACACCGCGUGGAGCGCACCUUCACCUGUGGCGUUUGUCACCGCGCGUUCACACACCGCACGCUGCUCGAGAGACACGUCCUCCAACACCAACACCCCACGCCCACCAUCAAACCGCCCACCAAUCACAUGGAGCCGGGCAAUGGCGGGAUGGGUGGAGCCAGUGGACCGGGUCCCGCCUCUUAGAGGAUGAAUGGGUCUGAAUCCCAGGAGCUUUAACACACACCCGCAGUAACUGCAGCAGCGGCCUGUGGCGCCUCUUAAAGCCAGAAAACCUCAUAAAACACACAAACCUCAUUGAGCGAUUCACACUAAACACAAACCACACAGUCUGCUGCGUCUGACGCCAGAGACUUUAACGUCUUUUUAAUGUUUUACUCCGUUUAUUCAGAUUUUGUUUUGUGUGAUUUAGUUUUUUCCGUUUUCAAGGACUCAUCAGACGGACCUCAGGACCAGACGAGUGCGUUUAUUACCUCCAUUUUUAUUUCAACAUCAACCUCCAUUUGUACAUUUUUUAUCAAGCAUAUGCAUAAAUCGAUGAUAUUUUUAAAGUGAAACGAUACGUAAGAGUUUUAUGUUUUGCUUAAUGCUGUGUGUUUGUGGGAGUUUCUCUUCAUUAUGGGCUGAAAUAUUGUAUUCUGCUUUGGUUUCUAUACCCGGCAUGCGCUCGCUUUACGCUGCAUGAAGACGCAUUAAAUGCAUUGUGAUAUUCACAACGUGUUGUCGUGUUUAUUUAUUUGUGCACAAGACUAGAUUAUUCAAAUUAAAUACUGCAGCAUGUUUAUAUAAAUAUGAAUAAAUAUGACAGAGGUCAUCACCUCUGACAGUGCUGCUGAAUAAUUUAUAAAGUACUCAAAUAUAGUGAAAAUAAGGGGGAAAAAUGAAGUUGCUGUUGAAGACUAGAGAUGUACAGUAUUUAUUAAAUCUGUAUGAUAAUAAUGAGUUGAAUAGAUGGUGCUGUAAAUAAAUAUCGGAUGAGUUUCUGAAGACACAAAUGAUAUUUGACAUAGUUUAUGAAAAAGCUAAAUUCUUUGUGCUUGAUUUUUUUGGUGUAAACUGUAAUAUGGGGAACAUACAGUAAAAGUCACUGUCAUAAUAUAAUUGACCAGAAAUGGAAUAUUAAGAUGAGCUUCUUCCCACAUUUGCAGAAUGCCGUAUACAACAGACUUCUGCUCACACAGUUUAAAAGUUAACAUUCCUUUCGGUUUUCCCGUGAGGGUGCACAUCCGGUGCUGAAUCAGCUGAUCAGCGGGAGAGUGAGAUUAAGGGGAGCCGGAGACACCAGCUAGAGAGAGAGAGAGAGACGCACACGGCUGUGUUCAUGUUUGUUUUAUGUUGUGUUUAGUUGAGUUAUAUCAUUAAACUUUAUGUUUACUGUUCAGCCGGUUCCCGCCUCCUCCUUGCCCAUCCUUUUACCU
Myxocyprinus asiaticus (Chinese sucker) is the source of this 3206-nucleotide messenger RNA. Its product is annotated as zinc finger and BTB domain-containing protein 45-like. The transcript is spliced from 6 exons. NCBI's taxonomy places the organism in Eukaryota, Metazoa, Chordata, Actinopteri, Cypriniformes, Catostomidae. Gene Ontology annotation, biological process: negative regulation of transcription by RNA polymerase II; regulation of cytokine production; regulation of immune system process. Gene Ontology annotation, molecular function: protein binding. Bases 181 to 1974 code for a protein of 597 amino acids. The record is from RefSeq and is a predicted model, not a curated record.